Molecule: messenger RNA, 414 nt
Organism: Pisolithus orientalis
Lineage: Eukaryota; Fungi; Basidiomycota; Agaricomycetes; Boletales; Pisolithaceae
Exons: 3
Biological process (GO): regulation of DNA-templated transcription
Molecular function (GO): DNA-binding transcription factor activity
Source: RefSeq, a predicted model, not a curated record
AUGUCUGCUACCUACGAGCCCGAUCUCCCAGCAAAGAGUCUCACUCCACAGCGCAAGCACAGGAAGCUUUUGAAGGACGGGUCCAGCGAGGUAUGGCCAGAAGACAUUGAGCGAGUAUUCGUCCAAGGCCUCCGUGAAUAUUGGGAGUCACCGUGGGCGACCUUUUCUCGUGGCCGGAGUCGCUGGAGGAACCAGUUUCUGGUCGAUUACCUCCAGAGACACGGCGUGGAGCGCUCCAAAAAGCAGGUCGCCAGCCACAUCCAGGUCUUGCGAAAUAUGUGGAAAGGAGAACCAGAGUAUAGAUUGGUCGCCGGAGGGGACGAGCUUUUCCUUGAGACCAAUAUCAAGGCCGAGGACCAGUCUGACCCUCAGUUACUCACCUCCACCUCCUACGAUGAACACUCACCAGCUUCU